GGGCUCCGCGCUCCCCGCCCCCCCCCAACCCCCCCCCCCAGCCCCGGUUCCCCCUCCCCGGCCCGCCAUGGCGGCGGCCGUGGACGAGAGCACCCUGCCCUCCAUCUCUACUUUCGCCAACCUGUUGCCGUUAGAGGAGCGGCCCGCCGACAUGCUCCACAGGAUGCUGCAGCAGGACGGCUCCGCCGUCAAGCGGGAGGAGGACGACUUGGGAAAGUUCGUGGACUUGGACUUCAUCCUGGCGCACACCAGCAGCGGCGGGCAGGGGCCGCCCGGCCCCGGCCCCAACUACCCCCUGCCCGAGACCCCCGAGAGCUGCGGCACCACCUACGACAGCGACGGCUCCUACCCCACGCCGGGCAAGUUCCCGGCGCCUUACCCCGAGGGCCAGGGCCACAGCUACGUGGCCGAGCUGCUCACCCCGGACCUGCCCGGCCACUGCGACCUACAACGGAGGGAGUACACGGAGCUGCGGGUUCCCGGCGGCCCCCCGCCCCACCACCCCCAUCACCACCCGCCCCUGCACCCGGCCCUGGCCCGCCCGCUGCCCCUGGACCCCGCUCAGCCCUUCGGGCCCCGCAUCAAGAAGGAGCACCCGGAGGAGCGCGCCUGCAUGCUGGGGCUGCCCGCCGCCGAGUACCUGGGGCCGGGCGGUGGCGAGCACAAGCCACGCGUGGCGCCGGGACCGGUGCCGCCGCAGCCUUACCCGGGCUUCGUCCACGGUCGCCUGGGGCCCCCCGAGGAGCCUCUGCCCGGCGCCGACCCCCACCUCCUGGCCGACCUGCCGCCCCACUACGCCGUGGCCCCGCACCGCUACGCGCCCCACUUCGCGCCGCAGCCGCCGCAGUUUCAUGGACACUUCAGUGUUUUCAGGGAGCCCCUGAAGGGGCCGGGGCCGGGCCCGUCCGGGCUGCCCGGGCUGCUCGUCACGCCGCCCAACUCCCCGGUGCUGGAGUACUUCCCGGCCGGGGCCCCCCCCGAGGACUGCAAGCCCAAGCGCGGCCGCCGUUCGUGGGCGCGCAAGCGGACGGCCACGCACAACUGUGAAUACCCGGGCUGCGGCAAGACCUACACCAAGAGUUCCCACCUCAAGGCGCACAUGCGAACCCACACGGGCGAGAAGCCCUACCACUGCACCUGGGAAGGCUGUGGCUGGAAAUUUGCCCGUUCCGAUGAGCUGACCCGCCACUACCGCAAGCACACGGGGCACCGGCCCUUCCAGUGCCACCUCUGCGAGCGGGCUUUCUCCCGCUCUGACCACCUUGCCCUCCACAUGAAGCGGCACAUGUGAGCGCCAGGCCACGGCUGGACUUGGUGUCCCCGGAGCCAGCUCAUGGUGUAAAUAGCGUCAGGUCGGGGGAUGGCACUGGGGAGCAGCCUGGCCACCCAGCCUUCUCCGCUUGUAGUUGAUAACUAGUUUUCUCCUCCUGCCCCUCCUGUGAGAGCUGGGCCCAGCCGAGUGGUGGGGAAGGGCUGCUUUGGGGUGUAGAUGGGGAGCAAAGCUGCAAGAAGUGUCUCCAGCCCCUGCCUAGGCAUCACCACUCAGCUCCCUGUGCCUGGAGGGUCCCCCCAGCCAGGCAUCUGGUGAGUGGGGGGGGGGGCUGGUGCAGCAGGGAUCUGUCCCCGGAGCUCCUGGCUUGUAUCAGCUUAACCCUCUCCCCCCAAAUCCUUGCACCCCCCUGGCUCCGGAGACUGUGGUGUUUGACUCUGGCCAGGUUUUGGCUGGAGACCUGUACCUGCUGGGUGCGUUGGUUGUGGCACUGGGAAGUGGGUUGCUGGUCUUCUCGGUUGUGGCCAUCAGAACAAACCUCCCAACCCAAAAGCCCAGAGUGGACAGGGCGAGGGUGGGAUCUGACUGUGGCUCGUGGCUAUAAAGGUUUGCAGGGGUUGGCAGCGCAGUGUCACCUUGCACAGAGAGCAGGGACGCUCCCACUGCCAGCUUGGGACCCUGCUGGGCUAUCCAGUCCUGGCUAUUCCCACAGUUUUCUGCUCAGAAGCCUAAAAUGGCUCUCUUGGCUCCAAUCUGCUUUAACUUGUCUUGUUCUUCCCCUCAGGAUGACACCAGGUACUGCUGCAGCUGCCUUCCCCAUGCUGCUUUUUUAAAUUUAGUGUGUAAAGGACAGUGAGUCCAGCUAUGAAUGCCCAGGUCUCUGCUAUACUUGAAACUUUCUUAGAGGGAAAAAGAGAAAGCUCAAAGGAAAAUGAGUCUUUUUAUGUGCAGCUUCUGCAAAGCAAGUUGUAAAUUAAACAAAGCAGUAAUAUAUAAUGUUUCUGUUUUUUUAAUAUAUUUUUUUUCUUCCAGCUGGGAACACAGAUGAGUCUCGGCUUUGGGAAGUGCACUGUUCCCGUCUGUGUAUAUUGUUAAUUAACAUUUCUCUGCUUGGGCACGUUAGGUCUCUCGCACUCUGAAAUGUUACUUUUCUUUAUAUGCAAACUGUUGAAAUAUUGUGAUCUGCUGUAUAAUAAAUAAACAAGAUGUAAACAUGAAA
This is a messenger RNA of Tyto alba (common barn owl), 2489 nucleotides long. Its product is annotated as Krueppel-like factor 2. Gene Ontology annotation, molecular function: RNA polymerase II cis-regulatory region sequence-specific DNA binding; DNA-binding transcription factor activity, RNA polymerase II-specific. Gene Ontology annotation, biological process: regulation of transcription by RNA polymerase II. The coding region runs from base 68 to 1291 and encodes 407 amino acids. Lineage: Eukaryota; Metazoa; Chordata; Aves; Strigiformes; Tytonidae. The record is from RefSeq and is a predicted model, not a curated record. The transcript is spliced from 3 exons.